AUGGAGGAGCUGCCGAAGAACAACCUCCUCAUUGUUAUGCCAAGCCUCUGCCUCGUGUUAUUCCUCGCUGCCCUGGACCAGACGAUUAUUGCCACGGCACUGCCGACCAUUGCGGGGCAGUUCAACGCCACACCGUCGCAGUACUCGUGGAUUGUUACGUCGUACCAGCUCGCGAUGACGCUCCUCACUCCGGUAAACGGGCGCGUGUCCGACAUCGUGGGCCGGAAGCCGAUGCUCUACGUCGCCAUCGUGGUGUUUACGGUAUUCUCGGCGCUGUGCGGCGCGGCCCAGAACGUCGAGUGGCUCAUCGUCUGCCGUGCGCUGCAGGGCCUGGGCGGCGGCACGAUCAUGGGCCUGGUCAGCAUCAUCGUGAGCGAUAUUGUACCGCUCGAAAAGCGCGGGAGCUACCAGGGCUUUAUGGGUGCGUCGUGGGGCGUUGCCGCCGUCGUGGGGCCCAUCCUCGGCGGCGCAUUCACACACAUGUCCCGUAGCGGCUGGCGCUGGUGCUUCUACAUCAACCUCCCGACGGCGGGCGUCGCGUUCGUCCUCCUCGUGCUGUACCUCAAGCUCAACAAGCCGCGAAACCACACGUUCGACGAGCUGCGGCGCACAUUCGACUUCCUCGGCCUCUUCCUCAUCAUGGUCGGCAGCGCACUCCUCAUUGUCGGCUUCAGCUUCGCUGCCGACCACGGGUUCGGGUACACACCGAGCAUCGCGCUCAUCGUCGUCGGCGGCGUGCUCUUCUGCGCCGCCAUCGUCAACUGCCUCGUGACAAAACGCACCGCCGUCAUCCCUGCCCGCCUCUUCAAGACCCGCACGACGCUCUUCUACACCAUCGCGUCGACGCUGCACGCCGCGGCCUUUAUCCCGUGCAACGUGCUCCUCCCGCAAUUCUUCCAGGGCGUGCACGGCGCCGACGCUUUGCAAGCCGGCAUCCAGCUGCUGCCCUUCGCCAUCUUCGUGUCGUGGAGCACGGUGGUGGCGGGCCAAAUCCAGAGCCGGCUGCGCAUCGUCCGCCCCGUCACGUGGUUCGGGUACGCGGUGGCCGCGCUCGGCUUCGGCAUCCUCUACGGCUUUUGGGACUGGGACCUCAAGCUGCCGGUGCAGCACGGGACGUCGAUCGUGCCCGCUGUCGGCCUCGGCCUCUCGCUCCAGUCGCCCAUGUUGAUUCUGCAGGCCGCGAUGCCGCUCAAAGACAUGGCGGCCGUCACGUCGGCGUGGGUGCUCACGCGCAGCAUCGGCGGCUCCGUCGGCGUGUCCGUGUACACGGCCGUGCUCAACUCGGACAUGCGCUCGCAGUUCGCAAAGGUCCAGGACAGGUGGGGCGGGGGCGCGCGCGUGCCCACCUCCGCGGCGGGGUAUGAGAUCAUCCACGCCCUCCCGGACGGGCCGAUGAAGGAGGACAUCUUGCGCGCGUUCGCGGACAGUUUCAAGCCCUGUUGGAUUAUGGCGAUGGCUCUCCUCAUCUUCUGUCUUACCAUCACCGUGCCGACGCGCGCGUACUCGCUUAAUCGCCCGCGUGGCGCGGCCGCGAAGGCUGACAGCGCCGAGGGCGAGACGCCAGAGAGCGACGAGGCACGCCUCGAGGCCAAGGUCGCGGAGGAGCAGGAGCGGGUGGCGCAGGGCGAGAAGGGUGUGAGUGGUGAGCCGAUUAGUGUCGCGAGCACGCCGACCGCCGCCUCCAACGCCGCCUCAACGGAGAAGGAACGUGCGCCCGAACUCGAACGGGGGCGGGGGGUGGAAGCAACGCAGUAA
Cutaneotrichosporon oleaginosum is the source of this 1755-nucleotide messenger RNA. RefSeq lists its product as uncharacterized. Gene Ontology annotation, molecular function: transmembrane transporter activity. Gene Ontology annotation, biological process: transmembrane transport. The record is from RefSeq and is a predicted model, not a curated record. Gene Ontology annotation, cellular component: plasma membrane. NCBI's taxonomy places the organism in Eukaryota, Fungi, Basidiomycota, Tremellomycetes, Trichosporonales, Trichosporonaceae.